AUGACAAAAGUAUUUGGAGCCGAACGCGGUAGUCAUUCGUUAGGUACAAACAGUUUUUUAAUCGAAGAUAUUCUAUUAAAAAAUGCAGCAACCGUCUUGUCAUUACCACCACUAAAAUCAACUCCAGAGUCACAACCAUCUUCAAUUACAGAACUAUUGUCAAGGUCCUCAUCGUUAGAUACAAACUCAUCACGCUCACCACCAAAUAACAUUGAUCGCGUUUCAGAUGAAAUCACAUCAUCAAGAUCAGCGCCACAAGGUUCAGAUUUGGCUUCAACAAUAUUUUCUCCAAAUUUUUACUCACUCCCAGAGCAACUUAGUCGGUAUGCAGCGAUCAAACCAGAAUUAUAUCCGCUCUUUUUUCAUGGAUUAAGUUGUCAUGCUUAUUUGAACAGUGAACAUUCAUUGAAACAUUGUCGCCGGCGAAAAGCUCGAACAGUAUUCAGUGAUCAUCAGUUCAAUGGUCUAGAAAAACGGUUUGAAACACAAAAAUAUUUGAGUACAUCGGAACGAGUUGAAUUAGCAAAUGUUCUAAAUCUUAGCGAAGCACAAGUCAAAACAUGGUUUCAGAAUCGUCGAAUGAAGCAUAAAAAACAAGCACGUCGAACUGCUCUCGAUUUGUCAUCUAGUACAACAAAAGAUAAACACAGUAAGGGUGAUGUUGACGUUGUCAGUGAUCAAGAAUCGAGUACGAGUUCAUGUAAAUAA
Molecule: messenger RNA, 708 nt
Organism: Didymodactylos carnosus
Lineage: Eukaryota; Metazoa; Rotifera; Eurotatoria; Philodinida; Philodinidae
Source: the annotation of a GenBank genome assembly